GGAGAAGGUGAAGGAGGAUAAGAUACUGGACAAAAGUAGAUGCCUACCUCAUGGUACAGUCUUCCUUUGGGGAAAGUUCAUGCUGAAAAACUGAAGCAACUAGUGGGUGAAUAUGAUCAAAUUUCUCUACCAAGCUGUCAGUCUGAUAAAGAAAAACGCUUUUUGUCACCCUAAUGAAGCAUUCAAACAAGUCCUGUGACUCUUUUCAAGAUGAACUUGAAAAUUACAUUAAAGCACAGAAAGCCAGAGGCCUAGAGCCAGAGACUUCUUUCAGAAGGAUGAGAGAGGACUAUUUAAGAAAUGGUAGGUACAGAGAAGAGGCUGAUUCCAGACCUAGGUACAGAAUGUUUGACCCAGGAUUUUCAUCUGGAACCAUCCAGACCCAUCCAAGAUCCUGCAGUAUUUCACAAACCGUACAGAACCGGUUCCCAGCUCACGACAGCAAGCUGUCACUAGACACUCUGGGUUACUGUCAGUUUAGCAGGGACUAUUUCUCAGAAAAAACAGUGCCCCUGAACUUUAGUCAGCAAGAAUACAAUUGUGGCUCAUACAGCCUAGAGCUUGGAGUUCACAAACACCUCUGCUCAGGUUACAGCGACAGCGACUCUCAUGCCAGUCAUAAACAUAUGCAUCCAAAAAGGAAAAGGCACCUAGAAGAAGACAGAGAAAGAACUGAGAAAGAGCGGCCCAAACAUGAGAGAAAAAGAAGUUCUGAGGAAGUGGAUUUAAACAAACAAAAGAGCAUCCAAAGAAAGAAACCGAAGGGAGAAACAGAAACUGAACCAGUCAGUACAGAAAAGCUUAAGACUCAAAAAGAGAGAAAAACCCGAGAUGAAGCCUCUAAGAGAGAGGACCGCAAGCGCAGAAAGGAGAAGGAACAGGGCGAAGAAAGGACGGAGGAAGAAAUGCUCUGGGACCAGUCUAUCCUUGGAUUUUGAAACUCUUCAAUUGGUUCUCCUGGGAUUAAGUUGAAAAAUAUUUGAGGAGCUUGGUUUCAUGAUACUCAUGCCACUUAUCCUAUGUCAAGAGGUACUUUAAUUUCUGACAGUGAGCACAAAGUAUUUAGUUUGCUUGUUUUCCAAUAUGAAAAUUACAUUUUCUAAAAGCGUCAUUACAUCUUACAUAUAAUUUCCCU
Jaculus jaculus (lesser Egyptian jerboa) is the source of this 1135-nucleotide messenger RNA. Its product is annotated as lysine-rich coiled-coil protein 1-like. The record is from RefSeq and is a predicted model, not a curated record. NCBI's taxonomy places the organism in Eukaryota, Metazoa, Chordata, Mammalia, Rodentia, Dipodidae. Bases 174 to 938 code for a protein of 254 amino acids. The transcript has a single exon.